AUGUCCCGUCUUUGCGACCCAGCGGAAUAUGUAUCGAAAGCAAAACAUAGAUGGGCCGGUCACAUCAUGAGAAGAAUCGACGAUAGAUGGGCUAAAAGAACGCUAGAGUGGAUCCCAAGGGACGCUAAAUGCCCCCGAGGGAGACCGCCAACGAGAUGGGGUGACAUGUUCGCUGCACGGAUGGACCAGCUGAGAGCUCAGCUGGAUACGGCUCAAGGACCUCGUCAACGUCACUCACGAAGCUUGAGAACAUCUUGGAUGACAAUGGCGAGGGAACGAAACGAGUGGAAGAGAUUCUGGGGCUCGCACGUCCAGUGA
Molecule: messenger RNA, 318 nt
Organism: Necator americanus (New World hookworm)
Lineage: Eukaryota; Metazoa; Nematoda; Chromadorea; Rhabditida; Ancylostomatidae
Exons: 1
Coding region: 1-318 (105 amino acids)
Source: RefSeq, a predicted model, not a curated record